Molecule: messenger RNA, 4229 nt
Organism: Caenorhabditis elegans
Lineage: Eukaryota; Metazoa; Nematoda; Chromadorea; Rhabditida; Rhabditidae
Gene: nkcc-1
Product: Solute carrier family 12 member 1
Exons: 16
Coding region: 94-3801 (1235 amino acids)
Biological process (GO): monoatomic ion transport; transmembrane transport; chloride transmembrane transport
Cellular component (GO): membrane
Molecular function (GO): transmembrane transporter activity; chloride:monoatomic cation symporter activity
Source: RefSeq, marked reviewed
UCAUUUUCAGGCAAAAAGUUCGUCAUAACAUAUCAAGGUGCCGAGGAAAUUGAGCAUUUCUCUACUAAUUUUACGGCGGCUGGAGUCGUCCAGAUGAAUGGAAAUGGAGAAAAUGGGACGGAUGAAAAGCAGAAACUCUUGUCCGUUGUUGGUGUUGUGUCAGAAGAGGUUGUCGAGAUGAAUCGCGUCUCGUCGGCCAGGUUUCAGGUCAGUAAAACUGACGAGGACGAGAAAACCAGCGACGACAAUUUACGAAAAUUAAAAAGUGGCAGUGAGCCGCCUCCUCCGACUCAAAAUCAUGAAGCAGUGACGCUUGUGACGAGAAAAAUGAGUGCCACUGGAAGAUUUAUGGUAACCUCUGACACAAAUCCGGGUCAACUCGUCGCUGAAGUCGCUGAUGAACUUGGUAUUGAUGUUCCGAUAGAUCCGCCGGCGGAAAAAUCGCCGGCUUCACGUGCUAAAGGAGUACAUUUCUCUGUUGGAGACAAGGAUUCCGGUAGCAUGUCGGAGGAUGGCGACGAGAAACGAAAUAUAACACACGAGAAUCAGACAACGUUCAAUAUGAAAAGUUGGAGAAAUAUGAAGACGAUAGAGCAUCCGCCGAUUAUCGAUUUUUAUCGGAAUUCGAUUGAUACAGAUGGGGUGUUCAACAGGCCUUCGAUGGCUCAACUUAUUCAUGGAAAAGAGCACAAAGAGCAAGAUCUCGGAUUUGAGGAGUUGAAUGCUCAACACCACCAUCUCGAAGAUUCUCCAGUUCACGAGACGAAAAACGAGUAUCGAAUGGAGAAAAUGCACGCGCCUCCAUCGCAAAAUCGAGUGAAAUUCGGUUGGAUUCAGGGAGUAUUCGUCAGAUGUCUCCUGAAUAUCUUCGGAGUUAUGCUUUAUCUUCGUGUCAGUUGGGUUUCUGGUCAAGCUGGCGUUGGACUGGGUUCCUGUAUUGUUCUGCUGGCUUCUGUCGUCACAACGAUUACGGCACUUUCCACGUGUGCAAUUUGUACGAAUGGAGAUGUGAAGGGCGGUGGCGCGUAUUUUUUGAUUUCCCGUUCACUUGGUCCUGAAUUCGGUGGCUCUAUUGGAAUCAUUUUCUCAAUUGCAAAUGCAGUCGGUGCAGCAAUGUAUAUCGUCGGUUUCGCCGAAUCGUUUCGUGAUGUUCUCAUCGACUAUAAUAUUGGAACGAUAUUUGAUGGAGGUCUUUGGGAUGUUCGUGUUAUUGGAUUCGUGACAUGCGUGAUUCUCAUGGGAAUUGUGUUCAUUGGCUCCGAGUUUGAAUCGAAAAUGCAGCUUGGACUCCUCGUGAUUCUGCUCGUUUCCAUCGCCAACUACGUCUUCGGAUCGUUCUUCCCGCCAAAUGAGAUUGCAAUGAAUCGAGGUGCAACUGGAUAUUCACUGGAUACUCUACAAUCCAACUUUAUGCCACAUUUCACUGAAAACAACACUUUCUUCUCAGUAUUCUCCGUCUAUUUCCCCGCUGCCACUGGAAUUAUGGCCGGCGCGAACAUUAGUGGAGAUCUAGCGAAUCCUCAACAAGCCAUCCCACUUGGAACACUUCUGGCAAUUCUUGUCACAACUAUCGUCUAUUUGUUAACAGUUUGGAUGACUGGAAGUACUGUAGUUGCGUUUUCAAAUGGAACAGAGCCGGCUGUCUUCAAUAAUUCGUAUUUUGUUCCACCAGAUUGCACGCCGGAUUGUCCGUUUGGAUUGGUUUCUUAUUAUCAGGUCGUCGAAAUGUCAUCCUUCUGGGGUCCUCUCAUCACUGCUGGAAUCUUUGCCGCAACUCUAUCCUCUGCUCUCGCCAGUCUUGUCAGUGCUCCGAAGGUGUUCCAGGCGGUCUGCAAAGAUCGGCUUUUCCCGAGAAUCGACUAUUUUGCGAAGACUUAUGGAAAGAAUGAGGAACCAAAGAGAGCAUAUGUUCUCGGAUUUUUCUUGGCGAUGGGGAUCGUUGCAAUUGGUGACCUGAACGUGAUUGCUCCAAUCAUUUCGAACUUCUUCCUCGGCUCCUACGCUCUGAUAAACUACGCCUGCUUCGAUCAGUCCUUUGCCGAUUCACCGGGCUUCCGACCGGGCUUCACCUACUACAACAUGUGGAUCUCCCUCGUCGGAGCACUUCUCUGUGUCUUUGUCAUGUUCAUCAUCGAUUGGUUCUCGGCUCUCGUCACUUUCUUCUGUUUUGGAGCCAUUUUCAUGUAUUUAUUGCAUAGAAAACCCGAUGUUAAUUGGGGUUCAUCGACACAGGCACACAGUUACAAGAACGCGUUGUCCGCUAUGAUUAAGCUUUCGACUACCGAAGAGCACGUGAAGAAUUACAGGCCGCAGGUGUUGGUACUUAGUGGAAAUCCGGCGAGUCGAUCGUGUUUGGUGGAUUUCGCCAAUAAUAUUACGAAAGGAAGUAGUUUGUUGGUUUGUGGACAAGUCGUACCGUAUGAGCCAUCUGAUCGUGUCUAUAUGGUGAUGAAGCGUCUCGACGAGAAUAUCAACGUCUGGCUUCGAAAACGUCAUCUCAAAGCGUUCUACCGUGCUGUCGCCAACUCGAAUUUCCGGAAAGGUGCUCAAUCGUUGAUCCAACUCACUGGAAUCGCGAAGAUGAAGCCGAAUAUAGUUUUGAUGGGAUUCAAAUCGAACUGGUAUAAAGGAGGACCGACGGAGACGAAUUUGAACGAGAUGAACGAAUAUUUUGGAACUAUUCAAGACGUUUUCGACUGGAAUAUGGCAAUGUGUGUUCUACGAAAUGGCCAAGUCGGUCUCGACUUUUCUGAAGCAAUGAGAAAUUUGAAUCUUAUUGAACCGAAUCGAUUAAAUGUUCCACCGAUUGAGGAGAAGGAGAAAGAAAAAGAGAAAACGAAUGAAAACUCGCCGGAAACGGUUCAUUUAAUCGAAAAAGACGAGACAGCGAGAACUGACAAGUCAGGAGACGAUGGUUCUUCAGCUCGUCUAUCAUAUCGGGGUAGUUGCCGAAGUGUUGAAAUGUUCCAGCGGAUUAAUGCUUUUUAUAUUAAUGCAUCCAUCUCAAUCAACGAAACAUACGUAUCAGAUGAGAAUCAAGAAGACGCAGAUGGCGAUGAUGAUAAUGAUAAUGAUGGAGAAGAAUCUGGAGCUGAUGAUGAGCAUCAGAAGGAAGAUGAUGUCGAGUUGGGCGUUAUUGAUGAGCAGGAAAAGCGACAUUUCUCGUUGAGGCGGAGAGGAUCUCGACGUCAUACUGUUGAGCAGAAGGCGCUUCUCUCGUCAAUUCAGCGCUUCAAUCGGAAGGUCAAGAAGGGAACCAUCGACGUUUGGUGGUUGUAUGAUGACGGAGGUCUCACUCUUCUCAUCCCACACCUUCUCGCCAUACCGAAAAGCUAUCUGGAAGGUGCCCGCCUUCGGAUCUUCACCAUCUCCACGUCAUCCCGAACGAUGGAACAAGAGCAACGUGGAAUGGCGGCUCUUUUGUCGAAAUUCCGAAUCGAUUAUUCGGAUGUCUACGUCAUCGCUGAUAUUGGCAAGAAGCCGCGUCAGGAGACGAUGAACACGUGGCAAUCGGUAAUCGAUCCGUUCAUCGCGCAGGACGGAAGCUGUCCGAUUGGAAUGACGACGAAGUCGGAGUUGAGUGCUCAACGAGACAAGACGUAUCGGCAGUUGAGAGCUGGAGAGCUUCUGAAUGAGCAUUCGAUAAAUGCAGAUCUUAUUGUGAUGACUCUACCAGUACCACGCAAAGGAAUGGUUAGCUCAUCAUUGUACAUGUCGUGGCUGGAAGUGAUGACUCGAAACUUGCCUCCAGUACUCCUCGUUCGCGGAAAUCAACAAUCCGUCUUGACUUUCUAUUCUUAAAUUGUUCUUUUCCAAAAAAAAAAGUUAAUUAUUUAUUCCCGCCCGCAUAAUCUCCGGUUGUUCUACUCACACACUAAUUGUGCCUCUUUCCGCCUUGUGACCAACAAAAUCUGGUUUUUUCUCCUCUUUUUAAUUCUUAAAUUAAUCUUUUCUAGGUAAAUACUUCUUCUUCUUCUACCGCCUCCUCCCCCCAUCAUCUGAUAAUUCCAGCUUUAGCAAUCAAUCCCCACUUAAAAGUGUUUCCCUCUCACAUAUCUCUAAAAUGUUUUUUUUUUUUUCGUUUUCUUCUUAAGGCUUAUGCUGCUGCGGUUCACCCCCCUUCCCGUUUUUUGUGUUAUAUGAAAAAAGUUACGGAUUCCAUUUUUGUUUCGCUGAUGAAUAAUAGUAGAUUAUACUGUUUACUGUGAAUAAUAAAUUUUCCAAAGUUU